Messenger RNA from Spodoptera litura, 1038 nucleotides. RefSeq names its product putative nuclease HARBI1. The record is from RefSeq and is a predicted model, not a curated record. NCBI's taxonomy places the organism in Eukaryota, Metazoa, Arthropoda, Insecta, Lepidoptera, Noctuidae.
AUGUCCCUCUCAAGCCUUUCGUCUUUAUCCGAUCCCGAGCAAUAUGUUCCACGACGACGUCGUGUAAUUCCAGAUAGGAUAAAAUUAUUUGAAAAACAUGAUGGAGAAGAUUUUCGUGUGAGAUACAGGAUUUCUAAAGAAGUUGCUUUACGCAUUUGCGAGAUACUUAAUUUAGAACCUGAAACUCGAAGAAAUAAAGCCAUUGAUGGCCUUACACAGUUAUUGAUAUGUUUGAGGUUCUUCGCUACAGGAUCUUUCCAGCAAGUGUUAGGCGAUUUGGUUAAUGUGCACAAGUCUACAAUAUGUAGAAUAGUACAAAAAGUAACCCGCAAGCUGGCAAGUCUAAGCUCAGUGUAUAUUGAAAUGCCUUUAGACAGGAAUGAACUACGUAAAGUUGCUGAAGGAUUUUUCCAAAUUGAUGGCUUUCCACGGGUGGCAGGAGCCCUUGAUUGCACUCAUGUGAAAAUAGUUAGCAGAGGGGGGUCACUACCUGAACUGUAUCGUUGUAGGAAGGGAUUCUUUUCUAUUAACGUGCAAGCCGUUUGUGACUCCACUCUUAAAAUAAGAGACCUCAUAGCUCGUUGGCCUGGGUCGGUCCACGACUCAACGAUUUUUAAUAACUCACACAUAUGUGCAGAUUUUGAAAGAGGGAAAUAUGGUCCAUACUGUUUAUUGGGAGACAGCGGUUACUUCAAUAAAAAUUAUCUGCUGACACCCUUUUUGCGUCCUCAAACCAAUUCAGAGGAAGUUUACAACAAAAGUCACAUUGCAACCCGCAAUACAAUAGAAAGAUGCUUUGGUGUGCUAAAACGCAGAUGCCCAUGCCUUGAAAAAGGUAUUACACUCAACAAAACAUCAACAGUCCUGCAAGUUAUAGUUGCAUGUGUGGUUUUACAUAAUCUUUGUAUAGAACUUGAUGAGGUGGAACCACCUGAUGAUAUAGUCAUUGAUAGAGAUGAUGAUCAUUUCCUUCACACCGGAGUACAGUCUGUUCAGACAUCUGUCCGAACAGCUAUUGUCAACAGUGUUUUCUCUUAA